Molecule: messenger RNA, 1304 nt
Organism: Megalopta genalis
Lineage: Eukaryota; Metazoa; Arthropoda; Insecta; Hymenoptera; Halictidae
Cellular component (GO): extracellular region
Molecular function (GO): chitin binding
Source: RefSeq, a predicted model, not a curated record
UCGAGUCAUCAGUCUUCUCAGGACCCUCGACCGCGGAACUCGCUUUCCGAAUAUCCUACCUUCAGCCGAAACGUCUUGCCGCGAUUCCAAGAACCGGUCGAACGUCUGUAGAAAAUGACGAUUCCUAGAUCGCUCCUGAUACUGUCCCUCGUCGGCCUCUGCGCCGUCGUUUGCGGGCUCCCUCAGCCGCCCAAGUCUAGGCGACCCGCUCCAGAUUUCAAGAACAACACCGGAGGCUUGGAGCUGCCGGACAACGCGACGCUGAUCAGAGAGAACAUCGUGGACAACUUCUCCUGCCAGGACAGAAUCUACGGCUACUACGCGGACAUGGAGAACGACUGCCAGGUUUUCCACGUUUGCCUGCCCCAGGCUAGGGGUUCGACCAGGUGGAGUUUCAUCUGUCCCGCGGAGACCGUGUUCAAUCAGGCGACGUUCGUGUGCACGCGAACGGAGAACUCGAUACCCUGCGAGGAGUCCGAGAGCUUCUACAGUUUGAACGAGGCGAUCGGCAAGGAAGCGGACGAGGAAGAGAACGACGCGGACCAAUCGACCAAGGAAUCGGACGCGGUGGAGCCGAUCUCGAGCAAGCCGCCGUCCAGAACCUCUAGGAUUCUGAACAGGAAGAAAUCGUCGCGACGCCAGUGACGCGUGAACUUUUCCCGAUUAAAAUGGUUCUCGAUUCAGAGACUGUGCACCGCGAGAGAUUCUCGCGGGUUAUCGGAACGAAUCGAAUCUUCUGCUUGCCUUAAACUCGGCCGAGCCCUGGCUCACCUAGUAUUUUUAAGUAUCGAUCUAAAACGUUCUUAUUCCUCGCGCAAACGAGUGUAGGAGUGCGUGGUAUUCGCGUGUGGCGAGUGGAAAAACUGUGCAAUAUAUUGUAAAUCUUAAUGUUACGUAGAUCGACGCGCUUGGAGCGUUGCAAUAAAUGGGUUAAAGUGUCCGUAAAAAAUUUAUUGUACGUAGCGUGUCGAUACAGCUCGCUAAUACUGACAAUUGGAUCACUAUGACAAUAAGUAAGCAGCCUUAGAGCGCGAUUAACAGCGUUACACAAGUGUCCCAAGCGUAGAACCGGUGCGGGAGAACACGGUGCUUCUGCGUUGAUUGAUAAAAAAAGAAGAAAGCGACUUAACGACUAAAUCAAACGUACGGCUAGCGAUUAAGGUGGCGAGGGGAGAGGUCGUCGGAUCGACGCCUCGCCUCAACGUUUAUUUACAACGCAACAACACUGAUAUGUAUCGAUAUUGGUUUUUUUCGGUGACUUAACGAUACGACGGAAAUAAAUAAAGAAACAGAAGCGAGUGAAA